AUGUCGCGCGAUAAUCUGAGCGGGCUCGGCUCAAACGGGACCGGGCUGACACGUUCGCAGCAGCAACAGAAGAACGAUCUAUUCGCUGCAUCGCCUCUGGGCUUAGCAGCCUGGCGGUCGAUGGGAGGCGAUCUGUACUCUGGAGGUGCAGACUGGAGCACGCGGUGGGGGCGCAAGGGAAUUGCCGAGGGCGGCGGAACGUUCUACGGCGACGCGGCGUCAGAGGCGCCGGCGUUCAUGGACGCGGCCAGCAUCGCUGCUCCCACCGCUCAACCUGCUCCGGAUGGAGCACAUUACCCGGCCGCCCCGCUGGCGACGGUGCCGACGGCAUCGAGCAGGACGUCGCUGUUCUGGGGCGAGCUCGAGCCAUGGAUGGACGACGAGUACGCGCGUCAGGUGUGCGCCUUCAUGCGGUGGGAGCCCAUCCAGAUAAAGGUCCCCCGCCCGGCACCGGACCCGGCGACGGGCACACAGGCGAAUAAUCCGGGAUAUUUGUUCUUGACGUUCGCGACGCCGCAACAGGCGGCGGCGGUGCUGCAACAGAUCAACAGCCCGCCGGACGGCAAACAAGUCAUGAUGCCAAACUCGAAUAAGCCCUUCAUCCUCAACUGGGCCUCGUCCACGCCCAUCACGCCCACCGUCUCGCCGCCUGCCCAGUCGACGCCGACCACGACCAACGGAAACGGCAGCAAUACCGCCGGCAAAGAUAAUAGCAGCUCAAAUAGCAACAAUGGCUCGGGUGGGCAACAGUCUUUCCCGAAAGAGUAUUCGAUCUUCGUCGGCGAUCUCGCUCCCGAAGCAUCCAACUCGGACCUUGUCGCCGUUUUCCGCAACCCGGUCCUCGGCCUACGCAACGACCGCGAACCCAAGUUUAUUCGUCCGUUCCUGAGUUGCAAGAGCGCUAAGAUCAUGCUCGAUCCGGUCACUGGUGUCUCGCGUGGCUAUGGCUUUGUCAGAUUCACGGACGAGGCUGAUCAGCAACGUGCGCUCAUCGAGAUGCACGGCCUGUACUGUCUUUCUCGCCCGAUGCGCAUUUCUCCCGCCACAGCCAAGUUCAAGCCCCAGCAAGCGCCCGACCUUCCUCAGGUACAGAACCCGCCGCCGCAGAGCGCACUCGGUUCAGGUCUGCCGGCCUUGCCGCCCUACCCGCCUCCGCAGAGCGCCAGUCCUGCUUCGCCUGCUGCCAACGUCAACGGCCAACCCGACGACCUUCAGAGCGUGCUGUCUCAAAUCGCUGCCAUCGCCAAUAGCUCGACCCCCGCCCCGAAGCCUGCUCCUCCCGCGCCACACAAUAGCAUCACCGCAUCAUUCGCCUCGUCGCCUUCGGCGAUGUCACCCGCUGCAGGUGAAGGCCAGGAAGGUUGGAAGCAUCAGACGCAAGUUCGCGCGAUCCUGUCUUCCCUCAUCGGUCCCAACGGCGAACAGCUCACGAGCACGGAUCCCUACAACACGACCGUCUUCGUUGGCGGUCUCUCCCCGCUCAUAGCUGAGGACACCCUCCGCACGUUCUUCGCGCCUUUCGGCGACAUCCACUACGUCAAAGUCCCUGCCGGCAAGCACUGCGGCUUCGUGCAAUUUGUGCGUAAAGCAGACGCGGAACGUGCGAUCGAUCGCAUGCAAGGCUUCCCUAUCGGCGGCUCGAGGAUCAGGCUCAGCUGGGGACGUAGCCAGUACAAGGCUGCGCAAGCUGCCGCGCAAGCUGCGCAGGCCGCUGCAAUGCAGAUGCAUACACCCCCCGCACCUGUAGCUGCUACACCUGUUCCACAAAUUCCUGCGGGUCUCACUGCUGAGCAGGCGCUCGAGGUCCUGCGCCAACUCGGUCUGGCGGGUCUACUCACGAAGGACGCGCAGGGGCAGGGUAGCGAGAUGCAGCUUCAGGCGCUGCUGGAGCAACAGGGACUUACCCCGCCGCCACCGCCCCAGACUGGUCAUAACCGUCGCGAGAGUGCUCUCGCGGGAGGUCCCCGUAAUUUUGCUCCCGGACAAACGUACGAUCAAAGCCAGGGUGCUAGUGGGUAUAGCAAGCCUCCGCCCGCCCGUGGCGGUGGUGCCGGAUACGGAGGCGCUUACGGCGCGCCCGCCUUCACGAAUGCGGGUGUGGCCACAGGUGCGAACGCUUACGGCAAUGCUGGUGCCUAUGGGCUGCAAGGUUAUCAGACUCAAGCGCCGUUUGGUGCCCAGCAGCCCAGCUUCGGUCAACAGGCGUACGCGCCACCCUUCAACGCACCCGCGCAGGCCCCGGCACGUGACUACGCCCCUGCAUAUCAGCAACACCAAGCUCAGACCGCGUAUGGGCCUACGUCUGCGACUGGUCAGAACGGAUACGGACAAGGUGCUUCACCGGCGUAUGGAUCAUCCUCACAGGCGCAGAACUACGGUACCGCGUCCGGCCAGCAGCCGUCGCCGUCUUCUGGCAAUGCGAAUGGUAACGCAUACUCGUCGAACCAGAACGGCAACGGCUACUCGUCCUCGAACACCAACAACUACUCAUCCAACGCGGCCGAGCGCGCUGGUCGUGACGAGAUGCAUGAUCUCAACGGCACGCUCGCGAGCCUCGAUCUCGGCGGCGCUGAGCGCGACGCCUAA
Peniophora sp. CBMAI 1063 is the source of this 2586-nucleotide messenger RNA. The record is from the annotation of a GenBank genome assembly. NCBI's taxonomy places the organism in Eukaryota, Fungi, Basidiomycota, Agaricomycetes, Russulales, Peniophoraceae.